AUGUCAUUAUCCACAGCCAGCAGUAUCCCCAGGGCGAGUAUCACAGACCUCCCCGAUGAACUACUUCUUCAAAUCAUCCCCUAUCUCGCAGUCGAGCCGCGCUUCGACCGGAGCGCCUACGGAAACCUAACAUCCCUCGCGACCGCGAACACUCGCUUCCCCAAAGUCAUUCGAACCACGUUUCACAAGCUCAAAGCACUUACCGUCCCACUCCCGAAAGCGUUCGCUUUAUUUCGAACACUCCGGGAUUUCCCCGCGAGUGAUUGGGCGGAUAAAGUCGAGUCUCUUAAAAUCACAAAUUAUGUGUCUCCUGAGGCUCGGGAAGCGAACUAUGGUGGCGACGAAGACGGCUGUAUGCGAAGACCCUGGAGUAGUGCCCGAGAACGUCAUCUUCGGCGCAGCUUGCGCGCUGGGCUCCUACAAUACGUGGAUGCGCAACGCCGGUCGAGCAUGCCGUCGAGGCAGUUCGCUAUCGAGACCGAAGUCGCUUUCCGAACCGAUUGCCUGGAUACUAUCCGGGACGCUGCAGACGUUAGCAACCGAAACAAGCGGAUGUGGGCAAACGCGCUCCGAUCAGCUCACAACAACGCUUUCCUUGCGCUGCUUCUCCUAGCACUACCAAAUCUCGCGGAACUAUUUCUCGGUGGCGGCCACAUGUUUCACUAUCCAAUGUUGCUCAGAGACGCAGACCCAUGGCAAGGACCAAUGAGCCCACAGGUCGAUGGCCGACGUCACUGGACCAAUGACCCCUCGACGCAACAACUAAGAGAGCACAAGUAUCUUGCCCAGGUCUUCGAAGUCAAGUACUCGCGGCUCACCAAGCUAGAGAUGCCAUGCUCUUGGAGUGACAUAACAAUCUCUCGGGCUCACCUAAUCUCGCCCAUAUACUACCAUUUUGAUGAUCUACAGACGUUGAUAAUCCCCGAGUCCGCGCUUCCACCUAGUGAAUUUGUGCGGACGAACGGACUAUUCUUCGCGGCACUACCGGUGACGCUCAAGUCUUUGACCAUUGUCGACUGUACGUAUCUUACUACGCAGUUUAUGGAGCGCUUGCUGAACGACAUCGCUGUCCUCCCGACCACUUUUCUUCCAGAUCUGCGCUUCAUCAGUAUAUACUACAUGUACCGCCUAGACCUGAUGUUCGGAUCCGCAGACAUCAUAUACGCAAAGUCACUCGGGAUCGAGAUGGACAUUUUCUUCUUGUGGAAAAUAGAUCCGAUGGACCCAUUAAUUGCUUCAGAUCUCUGGAAGAAGGUUUUUGCGACGUGGCUGGACAUUGGGUAG
Molecule: messenger RNA, 1284 nt
Organism: Alternaria arbusti
Lineage: Eukaryota; Fungi; Ascomycota; Dothideomycetes; Pleosporales; Pleosporaceae
Exons: 2
Coding region: 1-1284 (427 amino acids)
Source: RefSeq, a predicted model, not a curated record